UAAAAUCGGUAAAAUCGGCUCAUCAAUAUGACGGUCUGUACCCAGAGCUGUGGCGAAGUCUCAAGGCCGCAGAUGAGGACUCCUCCCAGUUGAACAAGAGGCGGCUCCCACCAGCGAUUUGAGAUCGUGGAUAUCGAACGAAAUCGACAUUCACAGUAUGAAAUCCCGGCCUGAGAUGAGAUGGCGAUUAUGCCCCCCAAUUUUAGACGGUGUUUACCAGACUAUCGGCUCGAAAAUCAUGCUCCAAGGCGGAAGUGCAGGUAGGAUGUGGAGUUCUGGCUGCACAGAUAAAGCUGUCGAGAGAUCCAUCGAUCAUGCAGCAGUUCGGUCCCAGUCCACCACCUAUUUUGAGGACUGCUAAGGACUAAAGUAGAUGUCUUACUUUUAUGGGGUGUUCGCCUCAGAACUAUUAAGGACAAGCGGACUCUAGUUUUGUUCGUAUCAGGCGCACCACAGCGUAGGAUCAGAGCAUGAAGGGGUGGCGCCUUGUCCUACCCUAAUAACUCAGAUGUGGACAGGUCCUUACUUAGGGGCCGUGUUAGGAGCAGGCGAGAGGUCGUAUCUGUCCGUAUCUGUAGGCCCUCCAGAAAGGACGUACUGUGGUAAGCCUCUCUCCAACUCACCUUCACGAUGUCCCUAAACCUAAAAUAUAUCUGCUCAUAUCGUAGUACCGCGUAGUUUCGCCAAAAGUACCGUACUAUUCUCUCGAAGUUACAUGGAUGUCGCCCAAGGUUAGAUAUUGAAAGCGCUAUUUGAAUCACUCAGACAAGUAUGUAAAUUUUUUUUAAGAGAUUCAGUUUAUGUACUAGAGACGAAUCACACAAUCACAUUCAUUGCAUGAUUACUUUUUUAAACUACUCUCUGUCACAAAAUAUUUCA
Molecule: messenger RNA, 879 nt
Organism: Marchantia polymorpha subsp. ruderalis
Lineage: Eukaryota; Viridiplantae; Streptophyta; Marchantiopsida; Marchantiales; Marchantiaceae
Source: the annotation of a GenBank genome assembly